AUGGAAGAAGACUGCUGCGCCACGCAACUUAUCGACGGGAAUGGUGAAUUCAAUGUGGCGGGGCUCGAUGAGUUCGUGAACAGAACUAAGCUUGUCCAUUGUGGCCUAUCCUAUGCGGUGGUUGCCAUCAUGGGACCGCAGAGUAGCGGGAAGAGCACCCUCUUAAACCAUCUUUUCCAUACCAGUUUCAGGGAGAUGGAUGCGUAUAGAGGAAGGAGUCAAACAACUAAAGGUAUCUGGAUAGCCAAGUGUAUUGGCAUUGAGCCAUGCACAAUUGCCAUGGAUUUGGAGGGCACAGAUGGAAGGGAGCGAGGCGAGGAUGACACUACAUUUGAGAAACAAAGUGCCUUAUUUGCUUUGGCUGUUGCAGAUAUUGUGCUGAUAAACAUGUGGUGUCAUGACAUUGGUCGGGAACAGGCAGCCAACAAACCUCUUUUAAAAACAGUUUUCCAGGUCAUGAUGCGUUUAUUUAGUCCUCGCAGAACUACUCUUUUGUUUGUUGUACGUGAUAAAACGAAGACCCCACUUGAACUUUUGGAACCUGUUCUAAGAGAAGAUAUUCAGAAGAUAUGGGAUGCAGUUCGCAAGCCUGAGGCCCAUAAAUAUACUCCUCUAAGUGAAUUCUUUAAUGUUGAGGUGACCGCAUUAUCAAGUUAUGAAGAGAAAGAGGAGCAAUUUAAAGAACAGGUUGCUGAACUGAGGCAGCGGUUUUUCCAUUCUAUAUCUCCAGGGGGACUUGCUGGUGACAGGCGGGGUGUUGUACCUGCUUCAGGAUUUUCUUUUAGUUCUCAGCAGAUAUGGAGAGUUAUAAAAGAAAACAAGGACCUGGAUCUUCCUGCACACAAGGUAAUGGUUGCCACUGUUCGGUGUGAAGAGAUUGCAAGCGAGACACUUCGGCGCUUGACAUCCGAUGAGGUUUGGUUGGCGUUGGAAGAAGCUGUUCAAGCUGGCCCUGUUUCUGGAUUUGGGAAAAAGCUGAGUUCUAUCUUAGAAACCUACUUCUUGGAAUAUGAUAUGGAGGCAGUGUACUUUGAUGAAGGUGUGAGAAACUCAAAGCGGCAACAGCUGGAGGCAAAAGCAUUAGAUUUUGUGCAUCCUGCUUAUAUUACCAUGUUGGGGCAUCUAAGAUCUAGAGCUCUUGAAAGUUUCAAAGCUAGAUUGGAAGACUUACUUAAUAAAGGAGAAGGAUUUGCAGCGUCUGUCCGUACAUGCAUUGAAUCUUCUAUGCAUGAAUUUGACCAAGGAUGUGCAGAUGCUACUAUUCAACAGGCUAAAUGGGAUGCUUCCAAAGUCAGGGAAAAACUUUCUCGUGAUAUUGAUUCACAUGCAUUAUUGGUUCGCAGUUCUAGAUUGUCUGCCAUUACAGUCAACUAUGAGAAACAACUUUCGGAGGCACUUACUGCACCUGUGGAGUGUCUAUUUGAAGCUGCUGGAAAAGACACCUGGGCUUUGAUAAGGGAGCUCCUUAAGCAUGAGACUGAGGCAGCUGUAUCAGAGUUCUCAAAUCUCAUUGUUGGUUUUGAGUUGGACCCAGCUACAGUUGAUAAAAUGGUGCAAAAUUUAAGGGACUAUGCAAGAAAUUUGGUGGAGAAGAAGGCGAGGGAAGAAGCUGCAAAAGUUCUGAUUCGCAUGAAAGAUAGGUUUUCAACCGUCUUCAAUCAUGACAAGGAUUCGAUGCCAAGGAUUUGGACUGGAAAAGAGGACAUUAAAGCAAUCACCAAGGAGGCCCGUUCUUCGGCCUUGAGCCUUUUGUCUGUUAUGGCUGCCAUACGCUUGGAUGAGACUUCAGAUAAGAUUGAGAGUGUUCUUCUUGCAUCUCUAAUGGAUAGAACCGUUGCUCUUCCAUCUUCUCUGGACAGGAGCUUUGGAGCUUCUACAGACCCCCUAGCCUCAAGCACAUGGGAGGAGGUUCCCCCAAAGAAUGUGGUGAUUACACCAGUGCAAUGUAAAUCAUUAUGGAGACAGUUCAAAACAGAAACAGAGUAUACAGUUACUCAAGCAAUUUCAGCACAGGAGGCUUACAAGCGAAGCAACAACUGGUUACCUCCACCAUGGGCAAUUGUUGCCAUGGUUGUCCUUGGUUUUAAUGAGUUCAUGCUCCUUUUGAAGAACCCUCUUUAUCUUAUGGCUUUGUUUGUCAUUUUCUUAUUUUCCAAAGCUUUGUGGGUGCAACUGGACAUUGCAGGGGACUUUCAGCAUGGCGUUCUUCCUGGACUUCUUUCCCUUUCGUCAAGGUUUCUUCCCACCAUCAUGAACCUUCUAAGAAGACUUGCAGAGGAGGCACAAGGUCAUCAAACCCAAGAAGUUUCGAGACCAUCUCAGUCUCUUCCUUCUCAAAGUUUGGGCAAUCAAUCCUUUAAACCCCUGUCAUCAAGUUCAAUGCCUCGAUCAUCAGUGUCAUCUAAUAUUGCAUCUUCUGAUGACGGAGACGAGUACACGAGUCCUAGUUUGACUCAGAGGCGAAGUAUCAAAGUCCAGGAGGCAGAACUCUCUUAAUUUGAAAUCCCAUGUUGAAUAAUGUAUCGAAGAAAGGUAGCUUCUCUACUUGGCCAUGAAUACUGUAGCUUUCUUGCCGAAGACAGAAGGGGGAGUGGAAGACCAUUUUAGAGUCUUAAGACUGGAUGAACUGCUUGUUGUUAUAUUCAGAUGGGUGAACAAGUUAGUCCAGAAAUGCUGAGAAAAUAUGUAUGUCGUUACAGCGUUAACGUGUAUUUUUAACUGUAAGAAAAUCAAUUUUGGGGCGAUGUGUAAGUUAUACAACGUUAAUGUCCUUUUGAUUUAGUAAUAAAAUCGAUUCUGCUUUUAUCGAUU
This is a messenger RNA of Carica papaya (papaya), 2811 nucleotides long. RefSeq names its product Root hair defective 3 GTP-binding protein (RHD3) (gene RL2). Gene Ontology annotation, molecular function: GTP binding; GTPase activity. Lineage: Eukaryota; Viridiplantae; Streptophyta; Magnoliopsida; Brassicales; Caricaceae. Gene Ontology annotation, biological process: endoplasmic reticulum membrane fusion. Gene Ontology annotation, cellular component: endoplasmic reticulum. The record is from RefSeq and is a predicted model, not a curated record.